CUUUCCGCAAGCACUUGGUGUUUACGACGAGAUACAUAAUAGCACCCUAUAUUACGGACGCAGCAUUCCCAUUUUGCAAUCAAAUGGAACGGGAAAAUCACGCCUGGUAGCAGAAGUGUUGAAAAACACACCUGGCUUCAGUAUUUGCUUCCGCGACUCGAGCAAUCCAGAGGCCGGCUGGCCUCCGUGAGAUGAGGCCAUGUGUCAAUUCGUAAAAUCAGUCGAGUAUUUAGUAUAUUUGAUUAAUAGAGGCCAAGGCAAUGAUCCCGUUAGGAUGGCCGCUGCCCUUAUCGGGGCACUUUUUAAACAGGUCUACGAACGCCUUGGUCGUAAUCCAAAUGACGAUCUUGAGACGCAAAUGUGUGCCUGGUCAUAUAAAUCUGUGUCGCGUGGGGUAUUGUUUGAGUCAGUUUUCGAGGCAACUAAUCGGUCUCUUGCAAAUGAGAUCGAUAAAUGGCAUAAGGAGCUGUGCCGACACUUUUGCUUGAAAGCGACGAAGAAUCUGGCGAUUGAUCUUCAGCGUCUCGGGCACGACAAGUUCAUCGCUGCAUUUGACGAGUGUACAAACAUUAUAUCUCGGAGUUCAACGCUCAAACUUGCCGUCGGGACUGGAUCGAAGUUCCUAUCUCUCGCUUAUAUGAUGUCGAUAUUAGCACUUCAACGAAUGAUUAAGGCCCAAGAUGAAUUUCCCAUCGAAGGACUUAACUUUUCCUCGAUACGGGUCCCACGAUUGCCGACUUUUUUCGUCCAUGUCACGAAGCAUCAUUAACCCGACACACUGAUCUCACGACGCUCCCGCCUUGGCCAUAUUUGUAACUGUACACUCGCCAGUAAGGACUCCCAGAGAGGCAUUGUCGUUUAGCUAUUUAAAGAAUUACGGCCGCCCAUUCUGCUCCACGUAUGCUGCAACUAAUUUCCU
Messenger RNA from Cantharellus anzutake, 919 nucleotides. RefSeq lists its product as uncharacterized. The transcript is spliced from 3 exons. The record is from RefSeq and is a predicted model, not a curated record. NCBI's taxonomy places the organism in Eukaryota, Fungi, Basidiomycota, Agaricomycetes, Cantharellales, Hydnaceae. The coding region runs from base 200 to 769 and encodes 189 amino acids.